UUUUACUGUCGUGAUCCACUUUCCCCAAUCCCUAUCAAUCCAUCCAUCCCGCCGCCAGACGAAACACUUUCACCAAUCCCUACCCAUCUCAUCCCUGCUGCUUGCCGUCGAUCUCCACUGCUUCGACGGCACCAUGGAGAACUGCUCUCCGACGCGCGCCUCCAGCAACGGCGUGGGCAAGCUACCUCCUUCUCCGACGAGGGAGAACGGCGUGACGAACCGUUCCCCGACGCGCGACCCUGGCAACGGCAGGAGGAAGCUAUCUCCGUCUCCGACGAGGUCGUCCGACCCGGAGCAGAGGAAGCCCUCUGCCUCGCCUCCGCCGCCGCGCGUCCCCAAGUGGCUGAUCCUCGACCGCAUCGUCCACCGGAGCAGCAGGAGGCAUUGCGGGGUCGUCAAAGACGACGCCACGGCCUCGGCGCUGGCCCAAGACUGCGCCGCCCGCCCUGUCCGCGCCUCCCUCAGGAUCGCCGACCCUCCCGCAGUCUCCCGUCUCUACCUCCACCUGACUGGCAGGCCGGCGAUCAGCUUCCAGGAGCCCACCGCCAUCGCCGCCCACCGCAACUCCAUUCUCUUCCGGCUUACUGCCCCCUUCGAGGAUCCUAUGUGGUGGCACGACCGCUACUCCUUCCCCAUUGACUACUUCGUCUACUCCUGCCGCUCCUCUUCACCGCCUUCACUCACUCUGCUUCCCCCCUGCUUCGACGAUGGCCACAUCAACCCCCAGCUUGAUAAGCUCUGCACACCACAUCGGCGACAGCAACAGCGCACCAUGUCGCCCGAAGAUAUGGGUAUCCUCUGCCAUGGCGACGAAGGCGAGUUCACGGUGGCAGAACUCACGUUUUCCAAGCGCUAUGAGAUUGAGCUAUGCCUGCUGCACAAUCCACCUCCUGCAGGAUCUUCAAUGGAAUGGAAUGUUAAGAAGGUGCAGAUCCCUCCUGACACCAAGAUAAGCACCUACUUGUGGAUGACUGACGCCGUCUUCCCCAUUGGUUCAUGCUUGUGCUGGGUCGACAACUACCAGGGCAUGCUGGCCAUUGAUGUCCUCACUGACAGCAACAGCAACCCAGAUCAUCAGCAAUGCCUCCGUUACAUCCCUCUGCCUAAAAAAGCUUUGAAGUCUCAGCGCCUGUACAAGGAUGCAGGCGAACCUGAUCCGUUGCGCUCUGUCUGUGUCACUGACACUGGCAUCAUUAAGCUCGUCUGUAUUCUUAUCGAAUGUCCUCCUUUCACCAUAAAAGCAUGGACUUUGGAUGACAUCCAUGAAGGCAGAUGGACAAUGGAUCUCAGCAACACCAUGGGAGCAGAGGAGUUCUUCUGUCUUCUUGGCACUGGCCAUAGUUGCCUUCCACAGGUACAGCCAAGUUUUCCUUUGGUUAGCUUGGUUGAUCCAGAUGUUAUCUGUUUCCUGCUUGAGGACGAGGACCGUGGCCUUUUCUGGAUGAUUGAUGUCAACAUGAAGAACAAGAAGCUGCUGUCAAGCGCCCUCUAUAUCAGUGAAGAGGAAGAAGAAGAUGGAUACCCCCCUAAAAGAGGCCGCAGGAACAAUUUCUUUGGUCAUUGCUUCAUCCGCAGCAAGUUCUCCUCUUACUUGAGUGAGAAUGCCAUCACAAGCCGGGACCUAAGUGAAAAGGUGCAGAAGACAAAAGAGGAUAGAGUGAUGCAGCAGAAGAGUCGACUAGAAGCCCAAUUGGAGUGAUUUACUGGAUGCAUCGGCAGUGCAGUGUGUUGGAGCAAGAUAUGGGCAUCCUCCGCCAUGGAGACAAUGGCGCGGCGUUGUCGAGGUGGGGCAACUCAUGUUUUCUGAGAUGAUGAGUUUGAGCUCUGCCUACUGCACCAUCUAUCUCGUGUCUGGCAUUUCAACCAAAUGGAGUAAGGAAAGUGCAGAUCCCUUUUGACAUGAAGAUAAACACCUACUCAUGGAUGACUAACGAUGUCGAAGUGCCCAUCUGCCAAUGCUUAACGGUUGGCCCGUUCAAGACUAUAAAUCCUCGACGGUUUUAGAAUUAUACUAUUAUGUGAUAAAUUAGAAUCCUAAUUGAUCUGAUGUCCCACAUGUGAGCCAAACUUGCACACGAGCUUAUAUGUUACAUUUAUUUGAUGUUGUUCAAAAUUUGAUCUGGUCUUUGUUUUCAUGGCGGUCA
Molecule: messenger RNA, 2144 nt
Organism: Sorghum bicolor (sorghum)
Lineage: Eukaryota; Viridiplantae; Streptophyta; Magnoliopsida; Poales; Poaceae
Exons: 2
Coding region: 134-1699 (521 amino acids)
Source: RefSeq, a predicted model, not a curated record